Aspergillus brunneoviolaceus CBS 621.78 is the source of this 369-nucleotide messenger RNA. Its product is annotated as ATP synthase subunit H. Bases 1 to 369 code for a protein of 122 amino acids. Lineage: Eukaryota; Fungi; Ascomycota; Eurotiomycetes; Eurotiales; Aspergillaceae. The transcript has 3 exons. The record is from RefSeq and is a predicted model, not a curated record. Gene Ontology annotation, biological process: proton motive force-driven ATP synthesis.
AUGAUGUCCCAGUCUCUCAGAGCUUCCCGCUCUCUCUUCACCCGCGUCUCUCGGCAACAGGUUUCUGUUGCCCGCCGCACUUUCCUGACCUCCGCCAUCCGUCAGGCCGACCCUGUUCAGGACCUCUACCUCCGUGAACUCCGCGCCUACAAGCCCACUCCCGUCAAGCCCGGUGAUGCCGAUGCUCACGUCCUGAAGUUCUCCCCCCCUGCCGCUCCCCAGUCCCCCGAGGAGGCCAACCUUGCCAGUGAGCUGAAGUCCUACGAGAGCCAGGAGGUCGAGGUCGAGGGUCAGGCCGCCGCUGGUGAGGCUGCCCCCGCUGAGGAGAGCUGGUUUGAGGAGGAGGAGGAGACUCCCGCUGCCCACUAG